Molecule: messenger RNA, 11499 nt
Organism: Galleria mellonella (greater wax moth)
Lineage: Eukaryota; Metazoa; Arthropoda; Insecta; Lepidoptera; Pyralidae
Gene: LIMK1
Product: LIM domain kinase 1
Exons: 18
Coding region: 618-4328 (1236 amino acids)
Biological process (GO): actin cytoskeleton organization; protein phosphorylation
Cellular component (GO): cytoplasm; nucleus
Molecular function (GO): ATP binding; protein binding; protein serine/threonine kinase activity
Source: RefSeq, a predicted model, not a curated record
AUUAAGGUGAGGAAGGGGUGGCGAAGAGCAACUAUUGCUAACAAUAAUCCCUAACAUCGACAACCAUCCAUCCUUGUCCUUGGAAAGUUUGUGGUGUUUUUGGUGAAUUUUUGAAAAUGGGCUAAUUGACCUAACUUCAGGGGAGGGAGGUAUUUCAAUGCGAAUUAUCAGGACCAUUGACCUUCACGUGGUCCCCCUGAAAACUGUCGCGCUGAAUUUCAUGUAUGUUCAUCACAAUGGGCUAACUGACUUGCCUUUUCAUUGUCUCCCUAUCAUCCCUCACUGAUGCCUCGCUGAGUGUACCGUUAGCGCAGGUAGGGUUACCAUUCCAUUAUCAUCCAUUAAAAGAUCAAACUUUAUGCUAGAUGAGGCGUCUAUCAUCCUUGUGUAAAUUGUUAAUUUUUAACAAAAAAUAUUCUUCCAAAACAAAAUUAAUGGUUUCUUUAUAAAAAAAAUCAACUGUCAAAUGUCAAUCUCAAGACGUCAAUUACUAUCAACAAUGACAACAAUUUACGUCAUUCAUUCUCGAAAAGAUACUUAGUACUUAGGUAUGGACACUGUUUUUUAAGUUUUUAUUUUUCCUUUAUUUUGUAAUAAAUGUUUAGUUUUGAAAUGAAAUGGAGGGAUCACACAAUAAAGAGUCCCUCAACUGUGCCGGAUGCCUGAAUGACAUUGGAGAUGAUGACUAUGUGUCUGCUUUGGGACAAGACUGGCAUAAAGACUGCUUCAGGUGCUCAGUUUGUGAUGCGUUGUUAUCAACAUGGUACUUUGAGAAGGCGGGACUGUUGUUCUGCCAGAAUGACUACUGGAUGCGAUUCGGUGAAAACUGCCAGCAAUGUGGACAGGUGAUGACCGGGCCGGUGAUGUCGGCCGGCGAGCACCGCUUCCACCCCGAGUGCUUCGCGUGCUGCCGCUGCGGCUCGCACAUCGAGGACGGCGAACCGUACGCGCUGCUCGACCGCACGCACCUCUAUUGUGGUGGGUGCUACGGGCAGUCGGACGGCUGCGGCGGCGGCGCAGGUGGCGGCGAGGAGGUGGCAGCGGUGGCGGCGUCGCGGCCGCACUCCAUCCGCGUGGUGGAAGUGCCGGCCGCCGCGCUGCGACGCCCGCCGCUAUUGCACGCGCUCGACGGCUCACACAACCGUUGCGCUGGCAAGCUGUCAUGGUUGGCGCGCGCGAUGCUGCGGGUGGCACUCUCCGCCUGCAUACAACUCACAUGUCAUAGAAUUGAUUCAGCGUGCGGUCUGCUGACCCUACACAUCGGGGACAGGAUAUUGGAGAUAAACGGCACGCCUGUACGGAACCGGCCCGUCGAUGAGCUGGACAAGGUGUUGGCGAGGCCCGACGCCGUUAUACAGUUAACCAUAGAGCACAACCCAGAGACAACAAACAACAACAAAAGAGCGCCAAUGUGUAAAAUUAUCACUGAUCUCGAAGACAAACCGAAGCAUGAUAUCAAAUCGCCUGUUGAAAGGAAAAUAUUAAGAGAAGACUUGAAGAAGAACAUUCCAAUUAGGCAUUCCAAUGAAGUGACUGACAACGAGGGCGAGGACAGUGGCGGGAAAAAGGAACGGCUGUUUAAAAGGAAAGGGGAGGAUGGGGGGAAAGUGAGAUUGAAGCGGAGGCAGACGCCCUCGUCCCCGCUUUUGGGUGAUAAGGAACGGAGUAGCAGUAUGUCAAAAUUGCUCGAUGUGAGCGCGGCGGACGCGCGGUCGCGCUCGUCGUGCGAGGAGCGCGGCGUGCUGCACGAGCUGAGCCGCGCGCGCUCGUUCCGCGCCGCGCCCGCGCCCGCGCCGCCCACCGUCUUCCGCGCCGCCGACCUGCUGCAGGGCGAGCUGCUGGGCUCCGGUUUCUUCGGCCAGGUGUACAAGGUGACACACCGCGACACCAACGAGGUGAUGGUGCUCAAGCAACUGUACAGGGUCGACGAGGACGCCCAGAGGAACUUCCUCAAAGAGGUGGCGGUACUGCGCUCGCUGCGGCACCCGAACGUGCUGCGGUUCGUGGGCGUGCUGUACAAGGACAAGCGCUUGCACCUCGUCACCGAGUACGUCGCUGGCGGCACGCUGCACCAUCUCAUACAGGACCCCGGCGUGUCGCUGAGCUGGGCGGCGCGGGCGCGGCUGGCGCGGGACGUGGCGGCCGGCGUGGGCUACCUGCACCGCCGCAACGUCAUCCACCGCGACCUCAACUCGCACAACUGCCUCGUGCGCGAGGAUCAGACGGUGAUAGUGGCAGACUUCGGCCUCGCCCGCAUCGUGCAGCGCACCGCUAGCAGCACGCUGGAGCGACCGCGAGCCGCACGCGUUGCGUCCGCCGGCCCCACCGCACCCUCCGCCGGCACGCUGCGCCGCAAGCGGUACACGGUGGUUGGCAACCCGUACUGGAUGGCGCCGGAGAUGAUGAACGGCAACUCGUACGACGAGAAGGUGGACGUGUUCUCCUUCGGGAUCAUACUGUGCGAGAUAAUCGGGCGCGUGUCUGCGGACCCGGACUUCCUGCCGCGGCGCGCGGACUUCGGCCUCAACGAGACGGUGUUCGUGGACAAGUUCUGCCGCAGCCACGCCUGCCCCGAGCCCUUCUACCGCGUCGCCUUCCGCGCCUGCCACCUCGAGCCCGACUGCAGGCCAACGUUCGAGGUGAUAGAGAUUUGGCUGGAGACGCUGAUCCAGCAGCUGUGUGCAGGCGCGUCCACGGCGGCCCUGCUGGACGACAUUUGCCGUUACGGGGCUGCUCCCGCCUGCGGCCUGCAGCGCUCGCCCAGCAAGCUCAGCGGUGGGCAACUAACGCCCGACGGUCUCGUUAAGUCAAAGUCGAACGUGACGAUCGAAGGCGAGGCGGCGGCGGGCGAGGCCGGCGAGGCGGCGGGCGGCGGCCGCGCGCUCGGCAAGUGCGUGUCGGCCGGCCACAUCAGCGCCGCGCGGCCCGUCGUCACCGUCACCACGCUCAGCCGCAGCCACCACUCGCUGCACCCCGCGCCCGCCGGCUACAUCCUGCGCGCGCACGGCAACAGCAUCAACAUCACCAAGGUUGAUGACAUCAGUAAGUGGUUGGACUCCCCCCCGCCACUGAAGCGGACCAGCCCCGACUCGCAGCUCAACACCCUUACCUUGGAGCACAACAACAAGACCAGGAAAGUGGACGCCGCCCUCGGACAAGGUAACCUACCCUGCUUUCUCCGCAAUCAGUCGGUCGAAGGGCUGGAGAGCAAGUCCAAACACGAUAUGGACCCUCCGCACCCUAUAUGUAGGCACAUCAGCAUUCCAGAUGAUUGUGAAAUCACCCGCGAUCAGGAUACUGAUUCGUCCGAUGACGAUGAUGACCUUGACAUCGCAGACUGGCACAGGAACGUAAGUACAUUCCAGAAGGUAGAGAGAAUGGAUGUGGACCAAUCGAAAAAUAUCCUUACGGGAUUAAUGAAGAAAGGUGAAAAUUUAUUGGCGAAAAAGUCCAGUUACGACGUUACAGAUAUAUCGCUAAGGAACCCCGAGUGUUUGAAGGGAGAGAGGAGGAUUCCAGAGACGGAUUGUAGGAGGUACAAUAUAGACUUUUUAACUAAAAGCCCUAUCAUGGCAGAAGGUGUGAAAAACAUUCCAAAGAGUUUAGAAGUACGUGAGAAACCCACGGAGAAAUCUGGGUUCUUUACUAAGAAACUGUUGUCGCCAAAGUUCAGUAGACUGUUUAGCCCCGAAGUAUCAAAAAGUAAGCCUGAAAACUGUGAGAACAAGGAGGAGAAGUCAAGAAGUAAGUUUUUCAUCCAUCGACCAGCGUCGCCCAGUAAUAUCUGCCGGUCAUACAAAGUGAGACCCUCUGAAGAUCGUGACAGGAAACCGAACUUGAGGGGGGAUAACAGUGAUGUCUUGAAAAGUGACUUAAAACUGGCCAGUUUAGGGAAACCGAUGACGCCCAUAUUCAGGCGUCACCUGCCCACAGAAAAGCCGGAGUUCGCCGACGGUCGGUUUAGCUACCGAGACCGGCGUUCCAAGUAUGACGGUAAAAGUCAGGAGCCCAAAUUUGUAGAAAUCGGCCGCAACAGGAUCAAAGCACCGAUCAAUGCGAUGGAGAAGAAUAAAUUAACUCCUUUAAUACGUAGUUCCCAGAUCAAUACCAUGCCCGCUCUGACUCCCGUAUUGGAGAAGAAUAAAGGGGAAGUUAAGGAAAAGAAAGAGGACGUACCGAAGCGACGGGAGGUGACCAUAUCGAGAAGUAACUACGUGAGCCUCGCCAACCUGAAGAUCAACAGUAAAGCGAGGAAUUUGGAGAAAACGGUACAGGACAAGUCCAGGAGCACUGUAGAUGAGGGUUCGCCGGUCGAACGGGUUAUUUAAGUACUGAGGAUAUUGAAACUAUUAACAACGAGUAAAAUACAACGAAUUUUUUUUUUUUUAUAAGAACCAAUCAGGUUGUGUUCGUUCAAAAAAACAAUAUUUAACUUUUUUUUUUAUUUAUUUAUUUAACUCUUUAUUGCACCAUAAAUAAAAAUAUACAAUGACAAGUGAAUAAUUCAAGUGAAAUACAGUAAUAUAAAUACAGAUUGAAAUAUACACAUAAAAGUACAAAAGGCGGUCUUAUCGCUAGGGCAAUCUCUCACAGACAACCUUUGGUUAAAGGAGAACAGAUAGAAAUGGCCAUUGUAUGGGAUUUGUACCAUGAGGUUUGGAACUAAAUGUCAUUUUGAAGCCAAAAUCGACAAAUUUACCCUUGUCGUUUUACUUUGCCGUUGUCACAGAUAAAAAAAGAUUUAAAACAAUAGUGAGUUGUCUCUAUCUUACGUACAUUUAAUAAAAAAUAGGGUCUUUUAAGGUUAAAGAAAAUAUUUGUUUGUACGCUUGUACAGUACAUUGUCUUUCCAAUACAUUUACAGUACAAUUAUAGUAAAGUAUCUGAAAAAAUAUAUAAAUAUAUUUUCCGAGAAGUGUCGACUAUUUGUUUUCAAAAUUAAUUUACAAAAUAGUUGGAAUAAAAAUUGGCAUUAAUAUUUCUUUUAACAUUUGCGUGUAUAUAUUUAUAUUUUCGAUUCUAUUUUAAGUAUUUAUUAAUAAAAAAGUGUAAUAUUUUCGUAAAUAUGUCUGUUGUUGAUAGUUUCAUAAUCUAUUAAAUAUUUACAAACAAUACUCUUGCCAUGUUGAAAUAUUCAGGGCGCUUGAAGUAUGUAACUUGAUAGCUGCAUUAAUAAAAUGUAUUAAACAAUUACAUACAUUUAUCGAUGGUUGAAUGGUCACCAAACAAACGUGUAAACAUUCCCGCCAAUUUUUUAUAGAGUAAUUAAUACCAGAGACUAUAUUAUUUAGUUUUUUUUUUCAAUAACGUUUGUUUCAUAAAGAACAGGCUAAGGUCAAUGAUCAUACUGCCUAGUCUUCAGUUUUAGUUUAAAUAUUGCUGUUAAUUACACGAAAUUAAUAUCUUCGAUUGACAAUUAUUUAUAUUUCACAUUUCAUUGUCUGAAUCAUAAUUCUUUAGUGACUAUAUUAUUUAAUCUUCAAUCUGGAAUGCCAAAAAUCUUUCACUACCAUAGACUACAUUGUUAACUUUUUUUCUCGUGAAUGUCAGCGACUCAUCAAAUAUUGAUAAAAAAAUAAUCACUGCUUCCAGCGCCCUGAGCCUAGUUGAUAUACAAUUGUUGUGUUUGUACAUGUAUACAUUAGUAACUGCGUUGUUAUAGCAUAGAUAGUGCACGAUAAGAGAUCUAAGCUUCGAUUGACUUUACGCGAGGGUUGACAUAUUUAAUUUUAAUUUCACACGAGUUAAAUCUGCAUCGUUAAAUAAUUUGAUUCAACGAAUUUAUAUAUCCAUAAUAUCGCUCCAUAACCCACUGUAUAUUAUUGUUUAAAAUGAGUUUAAACCUUUUUAUAAGAUUGAGAACAGAUCGGCUCUCUACUUUGGUGUUUCUAAUGACUAUUAGUUACUUCUAGCCAAAGUCUAAAAAAAAAUUGUCUAUGGAUUGCAAUAAUCAUUUACAAUGGUAAGUAAUAUGAUAAGGUCGCUUGUUCUUUUGUUAAAAAAAAAAACUGUACUACAUAAAAAAAUUUAAAAAACUACAGAAAGACAAGAAAAUGGUAUUAAAAAUAUACAAUCAUAUUUUAUCCUAUCUAAGGAAUGAAUUUCUUGAGAUUGUAAAAAAAUUUGAAAUGUUAAUUAAAAAAAAAUCAAAAUGUAUCUCAUUAAAACUUUUUCAACUUAUUCUAUCCAUUCGUUAUUCGCUUACAAGUUUUGCUUAACGUUGAAAGGUAACCUAAAAUUGGGAAAAUAUUGGCAAUAAAUAAAAUAAAAAAAAAAAAAACAAAAAACAUUUCCAAUAAAUUAUAUAUAAAAUUCUAAAUUAUUACUAGAACCUAUGAAAAUUGAUAUUUCAAUAAUAUUAUUACAUAUUUGAAUUAAAAUAUGUGUAAAACAUAAGCGCUUUCAGUUGAAAGAGAAAAUAAUGAUCAAUUUACUUUAUUAAUAUUCAGCAAAAACUUAUGGCGGAUAAUCUUGAAAAUAAAUUAAAAAUAAAAAAAAAAUCUUGUCUGAAAAGUUCGAGCACAUAACGUCAUCUAUCGACGACUAUUAAAACUAUUGAAAUAGGCUUGUUUGCAAAUACUUAUAUAAAAGGUCGGCAGCGCACCUGCAAUGCCGUUAGUGUUGCGGGUGACCAUGGGCGGCGGUAGUCACUUACCAUCAGGUGAGCCGCAUGCUGAUGUCCCGUGUUGUAAAAAAAAUAUAUAUAUUACACAAUUUUACUGUAAUUUGGAAAGAGAAAAUUUAAAAGAGUUUAUUUGAAACUCACCAAUUACUCUUUUGUAAAUCAAUCUACAUACCGUUCAAAUAAAAAAAAUGGGCGUGCAUCUAUUCGAAAUACACUUAGUAAGGACUGCAUACACUUAAACCAUCUUAUUCAUAAAAAUAUGAAGCGACUAGUAAACCUAUUUUAUAUGUUGAAGUGUUCUGCCUUUUUCUUUCGCGCCAAUUUCUCAAUUUGGUAGAAAGUGACAAUAGUAUAAUUUCUAAAAUAGGUUUGUACGUGGUAUUAAUUUUUAUGAGAGGGUCAGUGUUUUCAGAUAUAUCGUCACCUCUACGGCAAAUUUACGAUCUGCAGUUUUGUCAAAUUUGACAUUUCUUUAGAAAUCUACAUUUUGCGCCAUACUACUUAUUGUGGCUUAUUUUCAAAUUUCUAUCUCUAACGGUUGAAGAAAUCGAGUAGCUCGAAUCUCCAUAUUUUUGUGAUAUACCCAAAGUAAACUUACUUAGCAUAUUUUUAUAGUAUUUUCAAUAAACACUUUAAUUUGAAAAUUUUAAUAAUUAUUUUAACAAUUUUUCAAUCCUAAUUUAGUUAUUUUACAUGAAUGAUUGCUUUAACGUUGUUAUUUAAACUGAAGUUUUCUCCAAAACACGUGAUUUAUACCUUGGUAUAUUUACGAAAGUGGCACUUUCGUUAGUUUGCCAGAUAUUAAAAUAAAUUAUUUUCUUUGGCAACUUACGAAACUGCCACUUUCGUAGAUUUGCUGUUGUAUAACUCAAUACCUAGGAACUCUCAUGUAUGAAGGUGCAAAGUAACGAAUAUGCAUUUAUUUCUGAUACUUGUAAUAUAAUAAUAAUUAAUUAAGUGCAUUCAAUAAAAAACAGGAUUUUAAAACUAAAAUGCUAGCAUGAUCGUUUACAGUAGUCUUCUGUCAAAAGUUAUUUGCAUUCUAAUGUUUCAAAAGGUUCCCCUGUAAAAUGUAUCUUUUUCAAUUUCGUAAGUUUACCGUAGAGGUGACGAUAUUAUGUGUGUGCGAUUAUUUGUGUGAAAUCAGACUGUAGUUAUUAAACGCCUGCAGCGGUGCCUUCGUCACAAGACUGCCUAGAGGUCCGCAUCGUCAAUUGUUUAUAUACACUCCAUGUGGACGGUACCCCGACGAUUAGAGUGGUAUAACACUGGUACAAGUCUGAAGAUUAAAUAGUCGCUUACAGUGCUGUUUCAGACGUGUUACCUCCCGCGUUCUAGCUGUGGAAUAAGCUCCCUGCCGAGGGUUUCCCUAGAGACUACAGUAUGGGGUUGUAUUUAGGUUUCUUCAAGGUCGACAACACGCACGUGACGCCUCCAACCCUUAAAAGCCUGAUUUUUUUAAAUAAAAAAUAUAUAAGUGUACCCUUUUACUGUGUUUACUAAUGGGGAAAAAUAGUAAAAAAAUCAAAACGAUACAUUUUUAAUUAUUUAUUUUAAAAAAAAAAAAAAACGUUUGGUAUCAUUUUUGAUACUCCAGGCAUUACGGUAAUCAAAAUAUUUAAAUUUAUUUAUCAAUGAAACAAUGCAAACGUCGGUAUCAAAUUUGAAACUUCACGUAUUUAAGGGCUAAUGUUGCAGGUGACCAUAGACUACAUUGACUGACUGUAAAUGCUUGUUUGCCAUUUUUGUGGUAUAAAAAAAUAACGCCACGUUUACUAUAAAACAAUACAUGUUUAUGGUAUUGAAGACUGUUUUCCACAUGAUACUUAGGAUGUCAAAUAAGUUGACGACCCACCUGAUGAAAAGAGUAAUAGUUGAUGGUGAGAUCUCUUUUAAAAUGUUUUCAAAUAAAAAUAUAAUUUAUCUCCGUCCUACUUGUGUUUUUUACAUGUAGAAACUUAGUAUGAAUAAAAAGUAUGCAAAUUUAGUAAUAAUCAAUACGGUAAACGAUUUAUUUACAAUUCUCAUAUACGUGUAGUUCGAAACGAGGGUUUUUUUAUUAAUGGGCGAAAAUGGUAUGGUAACCCCGCCUGCGCUAACGGGAUACGCUGGCGGCGCACCAGUGAAGGGUGAUAGAUGAGAAUGAAAACAGGCCAGUUAGCCCAUCAUGAUGAACUCAUCAGGAAUUAACCAUGAUAGUUUCCAGGGGGAACCACGAGGAGGUCAACCUGGUUGGGUAUAUUGCUAGCAAUGGAAUUCACAGUCUACAAUACUAACAAUCCGUUUCCCCCCCGAAACGAGGGUUAAAAUUAUUCUCAAUGGUACUGUCCAAAUGGAACGUAUCAAAACUGUUUGGUAUACAAUUAUACACAAGUUAUGUUCACUGUUUGUAGUUUUAUACAAUGUAGCUAAUAAGUAUUGUGACGUAUCAGUAAAGAUCGAUUUAAUAGUAGUAAUAAUUUAUACACAAUGGGAAAGGCAAAGUAACUAAGCCAUACAUCCUGGUCUCUAGUAAAAUCAGUAACAAUUGUUUGUUUACAACGAAAGAGGUAAAGGCACAAAGAUAUACAACCUUAUUCUCAGUAAAUAAUAGAUUAAAAAUAUAAAUAAAAGUGCCAAGGUACUAUAAAAUUCUACAACAUAAUUAAAUAUUGUUUUUGUAAAGUCAUUUGUGUAAGUAUUCGUUUUUUUUUUUUAAUAAGUAUGUACUUUUAAAUAAUAUAUCAAAAUAUUUUAUAUUUUGUUAUAUUAUGCAAUAACGAUUGUAUUUUUUUACAUUUUGUUCUCUGUAGACUCGUAAUAAAAAUAUAAUAUGCUUUAGUGAUACGUCACAGUUAUGGUAACGCGCAAUAAUUAUAGACAAUUUUUACGAAAUCCAAAGUAUUUAAUCUCUUUGUCUAUUAAUUAGUAGGUCACAUUUUUUACAUGUGUGUGUAUUAAAUUUACUCCUGCGAGUGUAACGAAUCUCUGUAGUGCCAUUGUAUAGGCUUGUUUAUAGUUCACUACAGCAUCGCAUGAUUUGACUUUUACGAUUAUAAAAUAGAAGCGACAUGUACGCGAUUGUAUAGAGACUAUUUAAAUUCUCCAAUUAUGAGAACGUAUACGACAUGAAAUUAGGUUUUUAACAUAAUAUAACGAAAGCCUAUUGUCAAUUUAUCUCGAUUAUGCUGUUGUGUACACAUAACUAAACUUCAGCUUUAGUCUGUAAUUAUUGGCGGGAAAAUAUUAAAAAAAAGUUCCCGCCAAAUGGACUUUUUUUAAUGCACAUGACAGUACACUUUUAAGUGACGCUAUUUGCGCAUAGCUUUACGUUCCUUGUUGCGUACAUUUUUAUUUUUCGGUUACAUAUAUACUGUCUAUAGAAUCAUGACGUGUGAAGGUAAAUAAUAAAUAGCCUAUAGUAAUGAUGUUGGACACUUGGCUCGAAGUGGUGUAUACGUACUUAUAAGAUAAACUGAAUGUUUUCAGUGUUUUUUUUUUCUUACUAAAUGUAAUUGUUAAGUAUAUAACUUAGUAUUAUGAUAAAGUGCCCCUUGAGCCGAGUGUAUCAUCACAUCCCAUAAAUAAUUUGACGUUAAUUUUAACUAUGAAACAUAAAAAUACAUUGCGUAAUGUUGUUUCGCAUAGUGUGUUUGCUGCGACCAUAUUUUUAUAAGACAUUAACAUUUUUUUCUAACAAAAUAGGUGCGAGGACUAACCGUUUCGGUUGCAAUAUUAGCUGAACAUGUUUUUUUAAUUAUUUUGUUAAAUUCUAUCACAGCGAACACGCUGUAGAGUUGCGUUUCCUAAACAUUUAUGGCCGCAGAAUAUUCCUUUUUUUUAUUAAUCCUUAUUCCUAAUUUCUUUUGAUCUAAUAAAAAAAUAAUACAUUUUUUGAUAACUCGUGCGUGAUUAUACAUGGAAAUAAAAUUCAACAUGGGAGACACGAUUUUUAAUGUUUGAUUAAUAAACUUCGUAUUCCUUAAUUAAUUUCUGACAUUAUUAUAAUUAAUUUUAGUUUUUAAAAAACUAAUUUAUUAACAGCAAUAUAGAUUAGAUUUAAGUUAUAGACAAUAUAGAAGUCUGACUUUUUAAUGUUUAUUACACAGGGUGCCAUUAUGUACUUUAUUUCAAAUAUAUUAACUAGGAGAGCAAUGUUCGAUUAUAAUUAAAAAAAAAAAGAAAUUUAUUUACCUAUUAUAAAAGUAAGUACUUGAUGAAAUCAAAGUUUAUUUAUAAUCGCACAUUGCAUUUAUUUUAAGGAUCUGUUUGAAAAAUCUCAUUUUUAUAUUUCGUUUACCGAUAGCUUGUGCUCAUUUUUUAUAUCUUAUCUGUGAUACAUUUUGUUUGUAAAACGUUCUCUGUAUUGAAUAUUUUGUCUCAUAAUUUUAAUACUUUUAAAAUUAUGGACUGGUUUCUGUACCUUUAAAAAAAAUAAAGAUUUUUGUAUUGUAGAGAGACCGCUUAAUUUAUAAGUUAACAUUAAAGUUUAGUUUUAGUAAUAACAACUGAAGCUCUUUGCGGUCGAAUAAUAUAGUACAUACCUAUCCAUGUACAGAUUAGGCUAACAAACUAUCGUAACGAUUGUUUUUUUUUCUAUAUCGUAUUAAUCUAUGUAUAAUUUUUUUUUUUUGCAACUUUCCCGCCUUUUGUAAUUUAUCUAUGAUUCAGGUUAAUCUAUAUUUGAAGGCUUUGAUUUUAAUACCUACUAUGUAUACUUUAUGAUUUUAUAAGAUUACUUAUAUAUUUAUAUUUUUAUGAACCGCAUAAGGGCUAAAAAAACGUUAACACAUUAAUUGCAAUAACAACGACUCUCUCCGUCUCCUAGCAUUCCACGUGUCUUUUGUAAUUGUUUAUAAGUACAAAUAAAUAAAGGAUUAUAUUGAUAUUUUAAA